Scedosporium apiospermum is the source of this 1542-nucleotide messenger RNA. RefSeq lists its product as uncharacterized. Gene Ontology annotation, biological process: transmembrane transport; carbohydrate transport. The coding region runs from base 1 to 1542 and encodes 513 amino acids. The record is from RefSeq and is a predicted model, not a curated record. The transcript is spliced from 6 exons. NCBI's taxonomy places the organism in Eukaryota, Fungi, Ascomycota, Sordariomycetes, Microascales, Microascaceae. Gene Ontology annotation, molecular function: carbohydrate:proton symporter activity. Gene Ontology annotation, cellular component: membrane.
AUGGCCCUCAGCAUCCUCCCCAAGCAUCUCGCCCUGCGAGAGACCUUUAAUAGGCGGCUGACGCUAGCUAUCCUGUUAAUCACCUUCUCGCAGUUCAACUUUGGCUUUGACCAGCAGGGCUUCGCAGCUACACAGGCCAUGGACUCGUUUGCCAAGCAAUUCGGCGAAUAUAACCCAGAGACCAAGAAGUAUUUCCUGCCGCCUGUGUGGCUCUCUUGGUUCAACGGCAUUAACUAUCUCGGCCAGGCUACCGGAGUCAUUCUCGGGAGCUGGGUUAGCAAGCGCUGGGGCCGCCGCAUGUGUAUGUUCACUAUGAGCCUGUGGGCCGUCGUCUGCGCGACUAUAAUUAUUACCUCCAGGACAAAGGAGCAGAUUCUCGUCGCCCGUAUUCUUAACUACAUCUACAUCGGCAUGGAGCUCGCAGUCGUGCCCAUCUUCCAAUCUGAGAUCUGUCCUCCCAAGGCUCGCGGUUUCACUGUCGGCACAUAUCAGAUCAGCCUGAUGCUUGGUGGCCUUUGUGUCAACCUAGUCGCUCGAGGCACCAGUUCGCUGACUGGUAACCUGCCAUGGAUGAUCCCCCUCGGACUCUUCUACGUUGUGCCUACUACUGUAGCAAUUUUGAUCUGGUUCAUUCCUGAGUCUCCUCGGUGGCUCCUGAUGAAAGACCGCCCAGAAGAGGCCAUGAAGGUUCUCCGGGAGCUACGCGUUGGCAAGUUUGAGGACCACGAGAUUGAGGCCGAGUUUGCCAUGAUCGUCGACGGUCUGAAAAACACUGUGGCGCAGGGUAGCUUCAUGGAUAUCUGGCGAGGCACCAACCUCCGCCGUACCUACAUCGUCAUCGGUGCCAACUUCUUCCUCCAGGCUACCGGUCAGCUGUUCACCGCGUUGUACGGUGCGCUAUUCGUCAAGUCGCUAGGCACUGUCAACCCCUUCACUAUCACCUGCACCAUCGCCGCCGUUAAUGUCAGCACAGCGCUGCUCUCCAUGGCCCUCACCGACCGCCUGGGUCGCCGAUUCAUGAUCCAUUUCGGUUCCGUCGUCCAGAUCGCUGCUCUAAUGACGAUGGGUGCACUCGGCACUGUCACUCCCACCUUCGGCAUCAAGUCCGGCAUCAUCGCCACCAUGGUCAUCUUCAACUUUGGCUACUCGUUCGGCUGGGCGCCCACGUCACACACUCUCUCCGCUGAGGUACCCAACAUGCGCGCUCGAGACAUGACCUACCGAACUGCUAGCGUGCUCAAUAUCGCCACCCAAUGCGCGGUUGCUAUCUCCAUGCCGUAUCUGCUGAACCCUCCCUACGCUGCUCUCGGCUCUAAGGUCGGCUUCAUCUUCGGUUCCAUUGCUGUGGCAUCGCUCGUCUUUGCCUACUUCUGCGUACCCGACUGUGCCGGCCGAUCGCUUGAGGAUCUCGACUGGCUUUUUGAGCAACGUAUCCCCGCCCGCAAAUUCCGCUCAACCGAGAUCAAUCGACAGCAGGAGGCCGAGGCGAGAAAGCUAAGCAAUGACGUGGCUCUGGAGCAAGUGGAGAUGAAGCAGGUAUAG